AUGCCGUCCUGGAGGGAGCUGUAUUGUCCAAACGUUUUCCGGCGGCGAGCAUUAGAGUUUCGUUUCAAAUUCCUGCAACCUGGAACAACCAGUUUUAUCGACUUCCGAGCCGCACUCGAUCCGGUUAGUCGUUGCCAACUUGAGUAUUGUCAUCCCCCAGAUCUCCCAAAUAUUGUAUCUGAAGCACAAAACCUCAAGGAGUUUGUGUUCCCUUGCAACCACAAGAAUACCCUUUCGGAGGAGUACACAUUGAUUUUCACUGAUGCCGAUGGAAAGUUAGAUUUUGUGAGCUGUGUUUGCCUCCCAACUUCCGGUUAUGUUGUCUGUCUGAGGAGUUGUCCGUCACCGUUUGUGGCUGGAAUACACUCUUGUGCAGUCGAGAAAGCCAAAGAAGUUUUGAACGAAGGAAUACGCCUUGUGGAUCUGGAUAAUGACGUUGUUUAUACCAGCGGCUCAUCCGAACAGCGGUUACCUUCCGCUUUGCGUCAAUGGUUGCUCCGACGUUGCUUCUCCUCGCACCACGCCAUACUACGCCGCAAGCGUCCUACGCAGCAGGCAGCAGCAGCGGCUCUAGUCAGUCCGUUUCUGGAGGCGAUGGCUAUUCUAUUAGGCGGCUAUCGUGAGGCAAUGACCAGGGGGGCCAAGAGUGGCACAUUUACCCACGUAUUAAUACCGUCAAGUUGGACUUUCGAUCCGAAUGCUUUUAUGGCAACCCGCGGUCGUGAAUGUCAGGCUUACCUACGUGAAUUACUUCAAUCACAAAUGUUUCAUCAGUUCAUUGAAUCUCGACUGGCCGAAUUGAAUUCCGAUUUGGGAAUGAUUCAUCAAGAUGAUUUCGAGGAUUGUAUCAGUCGAGUUCCAAGUCACGUACGCUCGAAUUUGUCAGACCUACUUGAACGUGGUCGACGGGGGUUUGGACGCUUGGCGACACGACUUGCAAACGUCAAGAUAAAGCGACGUGAGCAAAAUAAGCUAUCUUCUGAGAGCUCAUCAUCUGAAUCCGAGUUCACAAAAGCACUUGAGCCAACUUCACUUCUCAAGGUUCCUCCAGCCUCUCGGCGUGCUUCGUCACCAAAUCAAACCGUCAUUCAGAAAACUCCUUCUCCAGCAGUUUCCGAUGCUCGACUGAAUAUCUCACCAACCCAGCGAAGCCUCCUAACAUCCAUCCUGGAUGAUGUCUCGGAUGUUUCUGCAGACUGGUUGCGCUCAGGUUCCAGCCCCACCAAAACUGAAACACAACCUCGAUCAAAGCUGGGACCGGAAUCACAACCAGUGAAGUCUGCAUCGAAACCAGCGGCGUUAGUAGAACCUACGACACCUGUAUCUGCUGUCAAGAUUGACAUUUUUCCGGACACUGGUCGGGAUCAUGUGAAUCUUCUGGACGCGUUUGACCCGUAUUGUCCGGAGCGCCAAGUUGCUGAAAAUCCAUCGACAGCUUACGACCCGUUUCGCCCUUCUUGGGGCUCAUCAGGUAGGCGCAGUCCCCGGGUUUCCGUCAACCUUAUGUUCUACUUGAAACCAAAUUGCACGAAAUUAGCGAAUAUACACUCAUCUGCAAACUAA
Opisthorchis viverrini is the source of this 1563-nucleotide messenger RNA. RefSeq lists its product as hypothetical. The record is from RefSeq and is a predicted model, not a curated record. Gene Ontology annotation, molecular function: phosphatidylinositol phosphate binding; guanyl-nucleotide exchange factor activity. Gene Ontology annotation, cellular component: intracellular membrane-bounded organelle; cytosol. Gene Ontology annotation, biological process: endocytic recycling; endocytosis. NCBI's taxonomy places the organism in Eukaryota, Metazoa, Platyhelminthes, Trematoda, Opisthorchiida, Opisthorchiidae. The transcript has 12 exons. Bases 1 to 1563 code for a protein of 520 amino acids.